AAUUUAAUCUGUUGUUUCUGUUUAUUAAGAACCAGAAAUGUGCGGCGCCCGGAGAGUGACGUCAUUCACCUGCGACUCGUGUGGGCUGUAGCGCGUGUAUAGUAUGUAGUAGUAGUUUACCCCGUUGUACUGUAACUUUGUCUUUAAGCUCUUUAUCUUUCUCACUAACUCAUUAACACACACACACACACACACACACACACACACACACACACACACACACACACACACACACACACACACACACACACACACACACACACACACACAGUGAGGGUCAGAAUGAGUGUGUGUAUGCCUCAGAAGAAGUUUUAUCGGCAGAGAGCUCACUCUAAUCCCAUGGCUGAUCACACAUUCGACUAUCCUGUGUGCCCGGAGCAGAUGGACUGGUCCCAGCUUUAUCCUGAGUAUUUCAGCUCAGACAGAGAACAGAUGGAGUCGCAGGGCCGGAGCACUCAGGUGGAGUUUGCAGAUAUCGGGUGUGGAUACGGAGGACUUCUGGUGGAGUUGUCUCCGCUCUUCCCUGAUCGGCUCAUUCUGGGUUUGGAGAUUCGGGUUAAAGUCUCAGAUUACGUUCAGGACAGAAUCCGAUCACUCCGAGCCUCAGAACCGGGAAAAUACCAGAAUAUCGCAUGUCUGCGCAGCAACGCCAUGAAAUAUCUCCCUAACUUCUUCUCUAAAGGACAACUCAGUAAGAUGUUCUUCUUGUUUCCGGAUCCACAUUUCAAAAAAACAAAGCACAAAUGGAGGAUCAUCAGUCCAACGUUAUUAGCGGAGUAUGCAUACACACUCCGUGUCAGGGGUUUAGUUUACACCAUGACCGAUGUAGAGGAAGUGAACCUGUGGAUGGUGAAGCACUUUACAGAGCAUCCGCUAUUCAGCCAAGUGUCUGAGGAAGAGCUGAAGGAUGACAUCAUCGUGAGUCGUUUAGGAACUUGUACAGAAGAAGGGAAGAAGGUAAAGAGAAAUGGAGGGAAGAAUUUCCUCGCUGUUUUUCGCAGAGUCGAGGAUCCGAGCUGAAAGUCUUUCCUCCAAAAGCCCAGAGUGAUCACAUCGUCUCCUGAGCUCCAAACACACUGAACUGUUUCCUGUUUCCUGUUUCCUGUUUCCUGUUCUAUACUAUAAGGAUAAAUAAAGCUAAUAAACACACAACUGAAACUAAA
Molecule: messenger RNA, 1163 nt
Organism: Tachysurus fulvidraco (yellow catfish)
Lineage: Eukaryota; Metazoa; Chordata; Actinopteri; Siluriformes; Bagridae
Gene: mettl1
Product: methyltransferase 1, tRNA methylguanosine
Exons: 6
Coding region: 283-1020 (245 amino acids)
Biological process (GO): RNA (guanine-N7)-methylation; tRNA methylation
Cellular component (GO): tRNA methyltransferase complex
Molecular function (GO): tRNA (guanine(46)-N7)-methyltransferase activity
Source: RefSeq, a predicted model, not a curated record